This is a messenger RNA of Epinephelus lanceolatus (giant grouper), 7619 nucleotides long. The record is from RefSeq and is a predicted model, not a curated record. NCBI's taxonomy places the organism in Eukaryota, Metazoa, Chordata, Actinopteri, Perciformes, Serranidae.
CCGCUAGCUUGACGUCUUUUUUUGUGGUUCAUGUUUUGUUAGCUAAUCUGGCUAGCAGAUGUCGACUGGUCAAACUUAUUUUCAGAUGAAUAUAUGCGCAUAAAACGGUUCAAACGCCACUCCUAGUAAGAGGAGAGGAUGGCGCAUCGACGUACCCCACCUCAGCUGUCCCAGAGGACAGAGUACCUGGAGCAUGAUAAUGAUUCCGACAGGGACUCUGGUGUUGGGGAGGAUGCAGGGGAGGAUGCUGACAGUUGCCAUGGAGGCACCGUAACAGAAGAGGAGACAGUCAACAAGCAAGAUGGCAGGGGAGAAAACAGCGGGGAGGUGGAAGAUUUUACGGUUUUUGUUGCAUUUCAAGGGAAUAUGGAAGAUGAGGACUUCACUCACAAACUUGACACUAUCCUCAGUGGGAUACCAAACAUGCUUGAUAUGGGCUCUGAGAGGCUACAGCCACAACAUGUGGAGCCGUGGAACAGUGUGCGGGUUACCUUCAACAUUCCUCGGGAUGCUGCAGAGCGACUCAGACUGUUGGCCCAGAACAACCAGCAGCAGCUCAGAGACCUGGGGAUCCUCUCUGUGCAGAUCGAAGGGGAAGGGGCCAUCAAUGUGGCUGUGGGACCAAAUAGAGGACAAGAAGUCCGAGUGAAUGGACCAAUUGGAGCACCUGGCCAGAUGAGAAUGGAGGUUGGCUUUCCAGGUCAGCCUGGUCCAGGAGGAGUAAGGAUGCCUAAUCCGGCAAUGGUUCCCCCGGGGCCUGGCAUGGCAGGUCAGGCUAUGGUACCAGGCAGCAGUGGACAGAUGCACCCUCGUGUUCCAAGACCAUCUUCACAGACAGGUUCAGAUGUGAUGGAUCCAAUGAUGCCAGGUAUGUCAGUUCAGCAGCAACAGCAACUUCAGCACCAACAGGCUGGUCCCCAUGCCUCAGGCCCAAUGCCUCCUCAGGCUGCCCAUCACAUGCAGGCUCUGCAGGGUGGGAGACCACUCAACCCUGCUGCUCUGCAGCAGCUACAACAACAACAUCACCAACAGCAACAAGCCCAGCAGCAAGCUCAGCUCUCCCAGCUCGGACCUAGACCUCCAUUCAACCCAACGAGCCAGAUGGCUGUGCCUCCUGGCUGGAACCAGUUGCCCUCUGGGGUCCUCCAGCCACCAGCGGCACAAGGAGGCCCUGCCUGGAGAAAGCCCCCACCCCAAGCCCAAAUGGUUCAACGUCCACCCUCCCUUGCAACAGUUCAGACUCCCAGCCACCCUCCGCCCCCUUACCCAUUUGGCAGCCAGCAGGCUGGGCAGGUAUUCAGUGCCAUGGGUCAGGGACAAUUACAGCAACAGCAGCAGACAGGAGUGGGUCAGUUUGCUGCCCCCCAGCCUAAAGGCCCUCAGGCUGGCCCUGGUGGUGUCGCAGGACCGCCCAGACCCCCUCCGCCCCUUCCACCAACUUCUGGUCCGCAGGGCAACCUCACUGCCAAGUCCCCUGGUUCGUCUUCGUCUCCUUUUCAGCAGGGUUCACCAGGGACUCCUCCCAUGAUGGCUCAGAGACCUACAACACCACAGGGUUUCCCCCAGGGCGUUGGAUCACCAGGAAGAGCAGCCCUCAGCCAACAGGGUAACAUGCAACAAGGAUUCAUGGGAAUGCCCCAGCAUGGACAGCCUGGGGCCCAAGUUCACCCUGGCAUGCCAAAGCGUCCCAUGGGCUUUCCGAACCCAAACUUUGUCCAAGGUCAGGUGAGUGCCAGCGCUCCAGGAACCCCUGGUGGAGGAGCCGGUCAGCAGCUACAGAGCAGCCAAGCGAUGACUCACACAGGAGCUCCACCAUCAGCCUCCACACCUAACUCAAUGCAGGGUCCACCCCAUGCCCAAUCCAAUGUUAUGGGUGUACAAAGUAGCAUGGCUGGUCUGCCACCUGGUACAACUGCUGGGCCUAGUAUGGGCCAGCAACAACCUGGCCUCCAGACCCAGAUGAUGGGCCUCCAGCAUCAGGCCCAGCCCGUGUCCUCCUCCCCCAGCCAGAAGGUUCAAGGCCAAGGUGGAGGUCAGACUGUCCUCUCAAGGCCCCUCAGUCAAGGGCAGAGAGGAGGGAUGACCCCACCCAAGCAAAUGAUGCCUCAGCAAGGCCAGGGGGUGAUGCAUGGGCAGGGUCAGAUGGUUGGAGGCCAAGGGCAUCAGGCCAUGCUCCUACAACAACAACAGCAGCAGCAGCAACAACAGCAACAACAGAACUCCAUGAUGGAGCAAAUGGUUGCCAACCAGAUGCAAGGCAACAAGCAGGCAUUUGGAGGCAAGAUUCCAGCUGGGGUCAUGCCUGGCCAGAUGAUGCGUGGCCCUGCUCCAAAUGUUCAAGGUAACAUGGCUCAAUUCCAGGGCCAAGUUGGCCCUCAGCAGCUGACUCCACAACAGCAGCAGCAAAUGGCUCAACUUCAACAACAGCAGUUACAACAGCAGCAACAGCACCAGCUGCAACAACAGCAGUUACAGCAGCAACAACAACAGCAACACCAGCAGAUGAACCAGCAACAGCCCCAGCAGGUUCCAAUCGCUGGCAAUCCUAAUCAAGCCAUCGGCAUGCAUGGGCAACAAAUGAGGCUCCCCGCUGGUCAUCCUCUUAUCCAACAACAGUUGCAACAGCAGCAGUUACAGCAGCAGAAACAACAGCAACAGGCCAUGUUGCAGCAGCAGCAGCAACAACAACAACAACAACAACAACAGGCAGCUCAACAACAACAGGCAGCUCAACAACACCCACAUCCUUUGGGGGAUCCUAAUAGUGGCACAGGGGACCUGGGGGUCCAACAGAUGGUCCCUGAUAUGCAGGCACAGCAGCAAGGCAUGAUGGGAGGCCCUCAGCACAUGCAGAUGGGAAAUGGCCACUUUGCAGGUCAUGGCAUGAACUUUAACUCACAGUUCCCAGGUCAGAUGCAGAUGGGGGGACCCUGUGUACAGCCAGGGGGCUUUCCCGUCAGCAAGGAUGUAACACUGACUAGCCCACUGCUGGUCAACCUGCUGCAGAGUGAUAUCUCAGCCAGCCAGUUUGGGCCUGGAGGAAAACAGGGAGCAGGCGGGGCCAAUCAAGCCAAACCCAAAAAGAAGAAACCUGCACGAAAGAAGAAGCCCAAAGAGGGAGAUGGACAACAGCAAGUAGAGGGACUUGGUGGUCUUGAUGUGACUGCUGGCAUGGAGGAUUCUGAACUGCCAAAUCUGGGUGGUGAACAGAGUUUGGGCUUAGACAACUCAAGCCAGAAACUCCCAGAUUUUGCCAACAGGCCUGCAGGCUUUCCUGGCCAACCUGGAGACCAGAGAGUGUUGCAGCAGGUACCCAUGCAGUUUAUGCAGCAACAACAACAACAACAACAACAACAACAGCAGCAGCAGCAACAACAGCAGCAGCAACAACAGCAACAACAAAUGCAGCACAUGCAACAGCAGCAGAUACAACAGCAACAAAUGCAACAGCAACAGCAGCAACAAUUACAACAACAACAACAGCAGCAGCAGCAGCAACAGCAGAUGCAGCAACAGCAGCAGAUGCAACAGAUGCAGAUGCAGGGUCUCCAGAAUGCUCCAGGGCAGCAGGGGAUGACAGGGCCGCAAACACCAGGUCAAGGCCAGCCUCAGAUGCACCCGCAUCAGCUGCAGCAGCAGCAAACUCAACAGCCACACCUGCAACAGCAGCAACAACAGCAGAUGAUGAUGAUGCUGAAGAUACAGCAGGAGCAGGCAAAGAAUCGCAUGUCCAUACCUCCAGGAGGGCAGCUUCCUCCUCGGGGCAUGGGCAAUCCGCCCGAGGUGCAGAGGCUUCCAGUGUCACAACAAGGCAACGUGCCUGUAAUGAUCAGCCUUCAGGGGCAUGGAGGGGUACCGCCGUCACCUGACAAAGCCAGAGGGAUGCCCCUGAUGGUGAACCCACAGCUUGCAGGUGCUGCACGAAGAAUGUCCCAUCCUGAUGUAGGGCAGGGCCCUCAAGGCACUGGAUCUGAGGAGGCCUCUGCCGGGGCCCACUUGAAGCAGGACAGACCUGGUGGCCCAGAAACUGGGGUGCAGCCUGGUAAUGGGACCCAACAGAUGAUGGCUAACCAGGGCACCAACACUCAUAUGAUGAAGCAAGGUCCUGGUCCAUCACCAAUGCCCCAACACACCGGAGCCAGCCCCCAGCAACAGUUACCUAGUCAGCCUCAGCAAGGAGGCCCCAUGUCUGGCCUUCAUUUCCCCAAUGUCCCCACAACCUCACAGAGCUCCAGGCCCAAAACCCCCAACAGAGCUAGCCCCAGGCCGUACCACCAUCCCCUCACCCCAACUAAUCGUCCACCCAGUACUGAGCCCUCCGAAAUCAACCUCUCACCCGAGAGGCUAAAUGCCUCCAUUGCAGGGCUGUUUCCUCCUAAAAUCAACAUUCCUUUACCUCCCAGGCAGCCUAACCUAAACAGGGGAUUUGAUCAGCAAGGUCUUAACCCAACAACUCUGAAAGCCAUUGGGCAGGCCCCUCCUAGCUUAACUUUACCAGGCAACAACAACAAUGGCAGUGUGGGUGGAAGUAACACUAACAACAGUCAACAGCCUUUCCCUACAGGAGCAGGAGGAGCAGGCGCUAAACAAGACAAGCAGCCUGGAGGGCAGGGUAAGAGGGCAAGUCCUAGCAAUAGUCGGAGGUCAAGUCCAGCCUCUAGCCGCAAGUCAGCCACCCCAAGUCCAGGGAGACAAAAAGGGACAAAGAUGGCCAUCAGCUGCCCUCCCCCCCAGCAGCAAUUGGUCAACCCUCAAGGGCAAACCAUGAUGCUAAGCCCCACAUCAGUACCGCCAAGUCCAGUAUCUAUUCCUUCACAAGUAAAUGUGGGCAUGGAGACACAGCAGACCCAGUGCCCCUUCCACGGGAUGCAAGGUAACCCUGCUGAGGGAGUCAGGGAAAGUCAGGGAAUAAUGACAGCAGAGCAGCGACAGAUGCCUCAGCCUCAACCCCAACCACAGCCAUUGAGGGAGUUAUCAGCUCCCAGAAUGGCAAGUCCUCGUUUCCCUGUGCCUCAGCAGCCCAAACCUGAAUUGGAAUUGCAGGCCGGCACAGUUGAUAGGCACCCAGCACACACAACAGCUAUGCAGGACUCCGAGGCCUCGCCUUCUCUCAGGGCAGCUCCAACCUCCCUCAACCAGUUACUGGAUAACUCGGGUAUCCCUAACAUGCCUCAUCGGCCCAUACAGAGUAAUACUGGUAGGGAUGUCAUGGGAAAGGACAGCCCCAAGUCUGCUUUGGAGCCAGAGAGAGCACUCCACAGUAAUCCCCAGAGUACAGACAUGUCUGCUGCUGUUGCUACCACUGCCACUGUAAAUGAAUCGGAAGCUAAACCCAAACCUGCUGUCCUUAUCCCUACCAGCAGUUCUAAUUUGCAGCCUGUGUCAAUUUCCAGCUCGCACCCUAGCACUAACUUGACCUCCAAUAUUAUCCCCAACCUUAGCCAGAAUCCUGUCGCCAGUCCUGACAAAUCCCGUGUCAGUCCCAGUCCGAAUGUAAACCCAACACCUUCCCUCUGCCCCACUCUCAGUACUAACACUAAUGCCACCACAAGUGUAAGCCCCAACCAAGUCACUUCCAGUCAAAGCAGUUCUGUUUCAGUUGUUAGUACCAGUUCUAACUCCAGCUCUGCUCUAAACCCUGCCACCUCUUCCCUAAAACCAAGCCCCAGUCCUAAACCUGUGACAAGUGUUCACUCAGUUAUACAGAUCCCUGCCUCUUCUAGCACAAUUUCCCCCAACCAGAUCACUGUAUUUGUCACCUCUAACCCCAUCACCUCUGCCCCUACUCCUCAGGCACCCACAUCUAUGGUAUCCACCAUGGUGGCUGUCCCUAACAAGAACAUUAGACCUCAGGACAUCCGGCAGCAGGCCCCAGUCCCCCGACCUCCUCAGUUUCUCACCACCCCUGUAUUUAUCAACCCAAUUUUCCAGGUCCCAGGUGCAUCUGUGACUCCCAAUACCACUAUGGUAUCACAGUCAGUCACCAUGGUUGGGCCUAUACAAGUGUCCACUACAAACAUCCAACUUUCUCCUGCCCCAAGCUCCACCCAGUCCUCAGGGACUAACAUGACCAGUGCUCAGCCUGUCAGAAGUGCUGUUGGACAGAUCCAGCUUGCCACUAGCGUGUCCUCAUCAGUCCCAGUUGGAACUCCCCCAGCUCCUCAGCAAAUUAACCCAGGGGCUCCCAAAACAGAAAAUCUAGGUGAGACCAGUUCUGCUCAGAAACCUAGUCCCCCAGUCCAGCAGCCAUCUCCCCAUCCAAGCCCUGCAACAUCAUCUCCCUUUCAGCCACCCCUAGCUUCACCUCCUCUCUGCUCUAGCCCUGGAGCCGCUAACACCAUUCGAAAGAGUCCCAUGUCUCCAUCUCCCACUGCCCAAGUGAAAAGUAAAUCCGCACAGCCUGCUGCAGUUGUUUCUGGUCCAACUGAUUCCCAGCAGAGUCCUGCAGAAAGGCCUACGCAGGGGCCCACUGGGGCUGUGCCUCAACAGGUCUUUCAUCCUCCUGCUAAUCCUGCCAUUCAGAUUGACGCACUAGCUCCCCAUACUACUACUGCUACUGCUGCUUCAAACAACAUCACUUCACCUGCUGCCUCCUCUCCAAUCCCAGUCCCUGGCCAAGUGGCUGUUCCUACUCAGAUUGUUACUCAGGCUCCAGUGCCUGCACCAGUUGCAGUCUCUAGCCAGGCCCAGGCUGUAACCUCUCAAUCUCCUGUUGUCACUGUAGUUGGUGCUACCACUGGUGUCUCCUCUGCUACUUUGCCCUCUACGGUUGCUCCUAUACAAAGUCCUGUACCGUCCAUUGUUUCAAUUGUUGCUGGAUCUGGAUCUGCUCUGGAGGUUACCCCAACCACAUCCUCUCCUGUUGCUAACCCCAACGGAGUUCCACAAGUUCAGUCGGACCCCCCGGCUACAGAGAACCCCAUGCCACCAACUGCUGCAUCUGCUGAAACCACUCAGACCACCCCAGCACCUAUUCAACAAGAAGUCCCACAGUCCCAGGAACCUGCUGCCAGUGAGAAGACAGGUGAAGAGGUCUCGACAGGUUCCGAGCAAGGAUGGGCAAAGAAAAGAAAGACGCCCAUCAACUUAGUCCCAAGGGCGGCUGUGGAGAAGCCCAAGGGACCGAGCAGACGCAGCUCCCGGGCAGAGAAGGAGGUGGAGGAGGAGCCAGUAGCAGACAGCGGCAUUAGGAAGAGAUCAGCAAGGCCUGGAACCAGUGCUGCUGUGAAAGAAACUGGAGCCAGCCCCACCCAGGCCAAACGAAGGAAGUCUAAAUAGGCACAGCUGCAGUUGUGGCAACCUGUGAACUGUACUGUAAAUGUUUUUGUUUCCCGCUGUGAAUCAAUUGAUACCGGUUUCUCUGUCCCAGACUAUGACUUUUCAGUGGAGGAAGAAACCAUGUACAGAUUGUUUUAAAAAGAAUCAUGCUAUUGUUUUGUCCAUGCUAUUAUGUGAGAUUGUAGUUAGAAUGUGUGCAAUACAGUAUGUGUUUGUGUGAAUGUGCUUUUUAUAUUAAAUGCUGGAUUAAUCAUGUGAAGACUGAUAAUGGAGCUUGUCACGAUUGUAUAAUUAUGUUGUAAAACUGAAUUAAAUUUUCUACUGCUUUUUGUUCUGUGAAA